Symphalangus syndactylus (siamang) is the source of this 1614-nucleotide messenger RNA. Its product is annotated as obg-like ATPase 1. The record is from RefSeq and is a predicted model, not a curated record. Lineage: Eukaryota; Metazoa; Chordata; Mammalia; Primates; Hylobatidae. Gene Ontology annotation, cellular component: cytoplasm. Gene Ontology annotation, molecular function: ATP binding; ATP hydrolysis activity; GTP binding.
CCAGGCCUGCGUUCUCUCCUCCUUCCUCCCCGCCUCCAGCUGCCGGCAGGACCUUUCUCUCGCUGCUACUGGGACCCUGUGUCAUAGCCCAGGCUGAGCACGAUGCCCCCUAAAAGGGGAGGUGAUAGAAUUAAACCACCCCCAAUCAUUGGAAGAUUUGGAACCUCACUGAAAAUUGGUAUUGUUGGAUUGCCAAAUGUUGGGAAAUUUACUUUCUUCAAUAUAUUAACCAAUAGUCAGGCUUCAGCAGAAAACUUCCCAUUCUGCACUAUUGAUCCUAAUGAGAGCAGAGUACCUGUGCCAGAUGAAAGGUUUGACUUUCUUUGCCAAUAUCACAAACCAGCAAGCAAAAUUCCUGCCUUUCUAAAUGUAGUGGAUAUUGCUGGCCUUGUGAAAGGAGCUCACAAUGGGCAGGGCCUGGGGAAUGCUUUUUUAUCUCAUUUUAGUGCUUGUGAUGAUUUUCAUCUAACACAUGCUUUUGAAGAUGAUGAUAUCACGCAUGUUGAAGAAAGUGUAGAUCCUAUUCGAGAUAUAGAAAUAAUACAUGAAGAGCUUCAGCUUAAAGAUGAGGAAAUGAUUGGGCCCAUUAUAGAUAAACUAGAAAAGGUGGCUGUGAGAGGAGGAGAUAAAAAACUAAAACCUGAAUAUGAUAUAACGUGCAAAGUAAAAUCCCGGGUUAUAGAUCAAAAGAAACCUGUUCACUUCUAUCAUGAUUGGAAUGACAAAGAGAUUGAAGUGUUGAAUAAACACUUAUUUUUGACUUCAAAACCAAUGGUCUACUUGGUUAAUCUUUCUGAAAAAGACUACAUUAGAAAGAAAAACAAAUGUGGGGCCUUGGAACUCAAGUUGCAAGAAUUGAGCGCUGAAGAGAGACAGCAGUAUCUGGAAGCGAACAUGACACAAAGUGCUUUCCCAAAGAUCAUUAAGGCUGGGUUUGCAGCACUCCAACUAGAAUACUUUUUCACUGCAGGCCCAGAUGAAGUGCGUGCAUGGACCAUCAGGAAAGGGACAAAGGCUCCUCAGGCUGCAGGAAAGAUUCACACAGAUUUUGAAAAGGGAUUCAUUAUGGCUGAAGUAGUGAAAUAUGAAGAUUUUAAAGAGGAAGGUUCUGAAAAUGCAGUCAAGGCUGCUGGAAAGUACAGACAACAAGGCAGAAAUUAUAUUGUUGAAGAUGGAGAUAUUAUUUUCUUCAAAUUUAACACACCUCAACAACCGAAGAAGAAACAAAAUUUAGUUAUUGCUCAGAUAAACAUACAACUUCCAAAAGGCAUCUGAUUUUUUAAAAAUUAAAAUUUCUGAAAACCAAUGGGACAAAUAAAGUUGGGGAGAUGGGAAUCUUUGACAAACAAAUUAUUUUUAUUUGUUUUAAAAUUAAAAUACUGUGUACCCUCUCCCCCCUCAAUGAAAUGCAAGUUCACUAAAUGUGAACAUCUUUGCUUCUCACGUGAUUAAGACCCUACUCCAAAUUGUAGAAGCUUUUCAGGAACCAUAUUACUCUCAUGAUACUUUAUUAAUCUCCAUCAUGUAUGCCAAGCCUAACACAUACACAUUUGACAGUGAGGACAAUGUGGCUUGCUCCUUUUUGAAUCUACAGAUAAUGCAUGUUUUAUAGUA